Molecule: messenger RNA, 1360 nt
Organism: Belonocnema kinseyi
Lineage: Eukaryota; Metazoa; Arthropoda; Insecta; Hymenoptera; Cynipidae
Product: monocarboxylate transporter 12-like
Exons: 10
Coding region: 1-1281 (426 amino acids)
Biological process (GO): transmembrane transport; monocarboxylic acid transport
Molecular function (GO): monocarboxylic acid transmembrane transporter activity
Source: RefSeq, a predicted model, not a curated record
AUGAAAAAAAUUCUAGUAAAAAAAGCAAUUCCGCCAGACGGUGGAUGGGGCUGGCUAAUCUGUCUCGGAUGUAGUCUAAUUACGUUAUCCCUAAGGUCUCUGGAUCCAUCCUUUGGCUUACUGUUUGGUGAUUUACUUCAAGACCUCAAAGUUGAUUCCACCAGAACAUCCAUGAUAAUGAGUAUUCUUGACGCCAAUAUUAAUUUUUCAGGCUUGUUUAUUGGAUUCCUUUUGCGAAAAUAUUCCUACAGGAAAGUAGCAUUUUUAGGAUCAAUUUUAAAUACCACAGGUCUCAUUCUGACUUCGCAAGCAAAUAGCUUGACUCAUAUUAUUCUAACUUACAGUAUUCUUGGAGGUUUGGGAUCUGGAUUAGCACUUGCAUCAUCAUUUGUGGCUAUGAAUAGUUUUUUCUUGAAAAAAAGAGGUCAAGCUUUAGGGUUUUCAAUGGCAGGAACAACACUGGGAAUGAUGCUAAUGCCCCAGUUGGUCCAUCUUCUCCUCAACAUUUAUGGAUUUCGUGGCACUACUUUAAUAAUUGGGGCAAUUUCAUUUCAUUCAUUAACUUCUGAAAAUCUAGAUGCCACAUCAAAAGAAAAUGAACCUCUCAUAAAAGAAACGAAAAAACAAGAAAAUAUACAGAUAUCAUUGGAUCUUUUAUCGAACCUGACAUUUUUAAAUAUUAUGAUUGGUCUCAGUCUUUUUUACGCAGCGGAUACAAAUUUUAAACUUUUCACCCCUUUUUUUCUGAGCAGUAUCGGAAUGGAGAAGAAGGAAGUGGCCUUUUGCCUGUCCCUGACCGCCUUUAUGGACAUUUUGGCUCGUCUCGUGCUGCCCACUCUCUGUGACAAACUUGGAUUUAAAAAAAGAUACAUUUUUUGGAUUUCGUCCCUUUUUAUUGGACUUGGUCGUUCAGUUUUCGCAGAAGGAUCCAACGACACAUUUUUAUUAGUGGUUUUAGUAAUUAUAGGAUUUAUACGAGGGGCAAGUAUCGUAAAUUUAAAUUUAACAAUUUCUGAAAGCUGUUCUUUAGAAAUGCUGCCCCACGCUUUUGGAAUUUUCAUGAUAUUUAAGGGUACUUUAGUCAUCCUUAUAAGUCCUCUAGUUGGUUACGUAAGGGACAUUGCAGAUAGUUACGAAAUUUGCAUACACCUUAUGACAGGCCUUAUUUUCCUCUCUUUUAUAAUUUGGGGAGUAGAAUUCUUUUACAAAAAAGUCAAUCUCUUUUUGGAAAAAAGAAGAAAUUUUUCAGGCUUGAAUAAAAAUUAUAGAACGUUUUAUUAGGAAAUUGACUGAAUAAUAAUUAAAAGUUAAGAAAUGUACAAUUAGUAGUAAUAAUACGCGCGCCACGGCGCGCGGGAAU